This is a messenger RNA of Anopheles stephensi (Asian malaria mosquito), 1252 nucleotides long. Its product is annotated as oocyte zinc finger protein XlCOF15-like. The transcript is spliced from 3 exons. Gene Ontology annotation, cellular component: nucleus. The coding region runs from base 67 to 1086 and encodes 339 amino acids. Gene Ontology annotation, biological process: regulation of transcription by RNA polymerase II. Lineage: Eukaryota; Metazoa; Arthropoda; Insecta; Diptera; Culicidae. The record is from RefSeq and is a predicted model, not a curated record. Gene Ontology annotation, molecular function: DNA-binding transcription factor activity; RNA polymerase II cis-regulatory region sequence-specific DNA binding; zinc ion binding.
GCGUCGGUUGACGGUUGUUUGUUUACACUAUCGCAGCAAGCCGCACGACUACAGUUCUGUGCAAAAAUGAUGACCGUCGAUCGAAGGUGGCUUCGGUUAAACUUUGCAAAAGUGUGCCGUUUUUGUCUUUCGCUAGAGAAUUGUGUGCCCCUGUUUAUCGAAUCAACGCUCAACGAAUGCCUGCUCGACGCAGUGGAUGUACUCGUGCCAAAGGUCGAUGAAAACGAUGGACUGCCGAACCGUGUGUGCAGCGAGUGCCAUCGAAAGAUGGUCGAUUUUGUGCAGUUCGAAGCUACCGCCCUAGAAGCGUAUGGUGUGCUGGAAAGUGUGCUUACAACUCACCAUGACGACGGCGAUGAGCACUGCGACGAUGAUGAGCCAGAUGCUGAAGACGUGUGUGACGAUCCGGGAGCGCUUACGAGCGACGAACAGCUAGAGAAGUCCAUGGAGGCUAUUCCGGACCUGGAAAAUAUUUCGACCGAUAACCACCACACAGUCCACGCCAGUACCGAAAGCAACACAAAAAGCAUAAAAUCGCUCAAGAAGAAAGCUUGCCCUGUGUGCGGUAAACUGGUGUCGCAAAUCAGCAAACACGUGCAGGUCCACAGUGAAGCGAAAAACUUUAGCUGUGAGCACUGCGACAAACGUUUCGCGCACCGGAGCAGUUUGCAGAAACAUCUGAACAUACACCGCAACAUCCGGAAGUAUCGGUGCGAGUACUGUGAGCAGUGUUUCUGUGAUCGAUCCUCGCUACGCUACCAUCUUGCCAAGCAUCGUGGUGUGCAGCGGUUUCAUUGUGAACCGUGCGACCGGCCGUUUUACACCUCGACCCAGUACAAACAGCAUCAGAGUUUGGCCCACCGGGAGCGAUCGUUUCGCUGCGAACUUUGUGGCCGAAUGUUUCUGCUAAAACAUCAUCUGAUGGAGCACAGGCAACUGCAUACGGAUGAGCGUUCGUUUGAGUGUGAUGUUUGUGGGAAACGGUUUAAACGAGAACGAUACCUGUACGUGCACAAACGGCAGCACAGUAGCCAUGAACAGCGGGAUAGUACAGAGCAGCCUUUGCACAGCGAUGGGCUGGAAUGACUGAAUGCACGAUAAGCUCAUCGAAGCAAUCGAAAAUCUUGGCCUGCUUCAAUAGCUGCUUUUUUUGAAGGUGGUUCGAGUUUCGAAAGUUUGGCCUUUCAAUUCGUUCCGUGCUCAAUGUAAAUUAAGAAUAAAUUUUAAAAAAUUUAAAAUUUCUGAAAAACAA